ACAACAAAGUUGAUUCUGUGUAGGAUUGGAGGCUAGACAGUUCUACCAAUUUUUAGUCACAUUUUCCAUGUCAGUUAGAUCUAGGGAGUUCAAGGCGACUGGAAAAAUUAGUCUCAUUACUAAAAGAAACUUAGAGAACGAAGGAGGAAAGGAGGAACGAGAAUCCAGGAGGUACCUCUGGGUUGCAGAAGUAAUUGUGAAAUACCAGACCUAUUCUUUUUUUGCUAAGAGCUAGUUACACAAUCUUCUGAUCUGAAAUACUGAGGCAAAUGCUCAAAGGUUUGUUUUCUUCCUAAUCUUGCUGGUGAAAAAGAAGUUACUAGAAAGAAAGGAAGAAAAAACUUGAUUUGGUGACUGCAGGAAGCAACACGUUGCUGCUUUUAUUCAACAGAUAAUGAUUUAUGAGGAAUCCAAGAUGAAUUUGGAGCAGGAGAGGCCGUUUGUCUGCAGUGCCCCAGGCUGCUCCCAGCGCUUCCCAACAGAGGAUCAUCUGAUGAUUCACAGGCACAAGCACGAGAUGACUUUGAAGUUUCCCUCAAUAAAAACAGACAAUAUGUUAUCAGAUCAGACUCCGACCCCGACGAGAUUCCUGAAGAACUGCGAGGAGGUGGGCCUCUUCAACGAGCUGGACUGCUCCCUGGAGCACGAGUUCAGGAAGGCUCAGGAAGAGGAGAGCAGCAAGCGGAAUAUCUCGAUGCAUAAUGCAGUUGGUGGGGCCCUGGCGGGGCCUGGAGCUCACCAGCUCGGCAGUGCCCGGCUGCCCAACCACGACACCAGCGUCGUGAUUCAGCAAGCCAUGCCGUCGCCACAGUCCAGCUCUGUCAUCACUCAGGCACCUUCCACCAACCGCCAGAUCGGGCCUGUCCCAGGCUCUCUAUCUUCUCUGCUACAGCUCCACAACAGACAGAGACAGCCCAUGCCAGCCUCCAUGCCCGGGACCCUGCCCAACCCCACCAUGCCAGGAUCUUCCGCUGUCUUGAUGCCAAUGGAAAGACAAAUGUCAGUGAACUCCAGCAUCAUGGGAAUGCAAGGUCCAAAUCUCAGUAACCCCUGUGCUUCUCCCCAAGUCCAGCCAAUGCACUCAGAAGCCAAAAUGAGGUUGAAGGCCGCAUUGACUCACCACCCUGCUGCCAUGUCAAAUGGGAAUAUGAACACCAUGGGACACAUGAUGGAAAUGAUGGGCUCCCGGCAGGACCAGACGCCGCACCAUCACAUGCACUCGCACCCACAUCAGCACCAGACACUGCCACCCCAUCACCCCUAUCCGCACCAGCACCAGCACCCAGCACACCAUCCUCACCCUCAACCCCAUCACCAGCAGAACCACCCGCAUCAUCACUCCCACUCCCACCUCCAUGCCCACCCAGCACAUCACCAGACCUCGCCACACCCGCCCCUGCACACCGGCAACCAAGCACAGGUUUCACCAGCAACGCAACAGAUGCAACCAACACAGACAAUACAGCCGCCUCAGCCCACAGGGGGGCGCCGGCGAAGGGUGGUGGAUGAGGACCCCGACGAGAGGCGGCGGAAAUUUCUGGAACGGAACCGGGCAGCUGCCACCCGCUGCAGACAGAAGAGGAAGGUCUGGGUGAUGUCACUGGAAAAGAAAGCAGAAGAACUCACCCAGACAAACAUGCAGCUUCAGAAUGAAGUGUCUAUGUUGAAAAAUGAGGUGGCCCAGCUGAAACAGUUGUUGUUAACACAUAAAGACUGCCCAAUAACAGCCAUGCAGAAAGAAUCGCAAGGAUAUCUAAGUCCGGAGAGCAGCCCUCCUGCAAGUCCUGUUCCAGCUUGCUCCCAGCAACAAGUCAUCCAGCAUAACACCAUCACCACUUCCUCAUCCGUCAGCGAGGUCGUAGGAAGCUCCACCCUCAGUCAGCUCACCACUCACAGAACAGACCUGAACCCCAUUCUUUAAAAUGCACGGUCAGACCCGGCCUCCAAGAAGAGCUGUAGCAUCCCAUGGGUCCUUUCUUUUAAGGGCAUUUUUAGAAUUAACUCAGACCUGGAAGACUCCUCAGCCCUUCAGAGACUGGCUUUCAUUUUUAUAGUUAUUAUGGAAAUGUUGUCUUUUAUACCUAGUUAUAUAAGAAAAAAGGGAGUUAUGCAAUUAAUAUCUAUUGGCUUGGAAAAUGCUUUGGUGCUUUUCUCCAAUUUUCUGGUACCAGUUACUUGUUUAUAAACUGAACCUUUUCUGUAUAUAGUCAUGGUUUCGUUCUUACCAGUCCAAUCCUUUGCCUGAAACAUUGAACCUUGUUAAACCACAGCUUUUAGGCAAACUGAGGCAUACCUAGAUGUCAAGUAAGACCCAUCCAAGGUAACUGGGUAGGAAAUCUGAUGACACCAUAACUCAUGUUGAGUUUGCACUGUGAUGUCACCAGGAUCCCAAAUAAACACACGGCCUUCCCCACAACAUUUUUUUCCUCCUACUAUAAAAAGGUAUCAGCUCACCAAUGUCCAGAUAAAACCACCAACCAUCUCGCCACCUGUCCUCCUCUUGGUCCACUUGCUCGAAUGCCCAGUUUUCCUCUCCAUUUCCACUUUUUCUUGGGCUCCCUGUUUACUCAUCAUUUUGACUUUCUUCCGUGUUAUCUUGUUUCCCUUUAGCAUUGCAUGUGAAGAAGAAAAUAAUGUUUAAAGAAA
Molecule: messenger RNA, 2646 nt
Organism: Propithecus coquereli (Coquerel's sifaka)
Lineage: Eukaryota; Metazoa; Chordata; Mammalia; Primates; Indriidae
Product: cyclic AMP-responsive element-binding protein 5
Exons: 11
Coding region: 395-1921 (508 amino acids)
Biological process (GO): regulation of transcription by RNA polymerase II
Molecular function (GO): DNA-binding transcription factor activity, RNA polymerase II-specific; cAMP response element binding
Source: RefSeq, a predicted model, not a curated record